GUGAAGGGCAGCUUCACCCGACCUCACGAUCCGACAUCCUAUCCUACCUUUCCUAUCUCUUCUCCUCAUCUCUUCUCCUAUACACCUCUAACCUUGCUCUGCCCUCUUGCUGAUUGACCCAUCUGGGCCCCUCCGAAGCUGCGGCUUCCCCCGACCAUUCCACUAUGUCCUCCUCCCCUUCCAUGUUGACCAAGUUCGAAUCCAAGUCCUCUAGGGCGAAGGGCAUCGCUUUUCACCCCAAAAGGCCUUGGAUCCUCGUUUCGUUGCACUCCUCCACGAUCCAAUUAUGGGACUACCGCAUGGGAACUUUGAUAGAUCGAUUCGAAGAACACGAUGGGCCGGUUCGCGGCAUCGAUUUCCACAAAACCCAGCCAUUGUUCGUCUCAGGUGGUGACGAUUACAAGAUCAAAGUGUGGUCCUACCAGACGCGGAGAUGUCUCUUCACGCUCAAUGGCCAUUUGGAUUACGUCCGCACCGUCUUCUUCCACCACGAAUUGCCGUGGAUUUUGAGUUCCUCUGAUGACCAGACCAUCCGGAUAUGGAACUGGCAGAACAGAUCUCUCAUUUGCACGAUGACCGGCCACAACCAUUACACCAUGUGCGCACAAUUCCAUCCGAAGGAAGACCUGAUCGUCUCCGCAUCCCUAGAUCAGUCGGUUCGGGUUUGGGAUAUCUCCGGUCUGAGGAAAAAGCAUUCCGCACCAACUUCCAUGUCGUUCGAGGAUCAAAUGGCGCGGGCGAACCAGAACCAGGCCGAUAUGUUUGGAAAUACCGAUGCUGUUGUAAAGUUCGUGCUGGAGGGACAUGACCGAGGCGUGAACUGGGUGGCGUUCCACCCCACACUCCCUUUGAUUGUAUCCGCAGGUGACGACCGGUUGGUAAAACUGUGGAGGAUGUCCGAGACAAAGGCUUGGGAAGUCGACACAUGCCGUGGUCAUUUCCAGAAUGCCUCCGCGUGCUUGUUCCAUCCUCACCAGGACCUGAUCUUGUCGGUUGGUGAGGAUAAGACCAUCCGCGUCUGGGAUCUGAACAGGCGCACCUCCGUACAGUCUUUCAAGCGGGAGAAUGAUCGAUUCUGGGUCAUCGCUGCCCAUCCAGAAAUCAACCUGUUUGCCGCUGGACACGACAAUGGUGUUAUGGUUUUCAAGCUUGAGAGGGAACGUCCCGCUUCGUCGGUGUACCAGAAUAACCUCUUUUACAUCACCAAGGAGAAACACGUACGCUCAUAUGACUUCCAGAAGAAUAUUGAAUCGCCCUCAAUGCUCUCUCUGAAGAAGCUCGGAAGUGCCUGGGUACCACCUAGGACUCUCUCUUACAACCCCGCGGAGCGCUCGAUCCUCGUUGUUUCGCCUGCCGAUGGCGGCACAUAUGAGCUCAUCAAUCUUCCAAAGGAUGCGUCAGGGGCCGUUGAGCCAACAGACACCAAGCGUGGCUCUGGCAACUCGGCUGUCUUUGUUGCUCGAAAUCGAUUCGCUGUUUUCAACCAGUCAAACCAACAGAUCGAUAUCAAGGAUCUGUCGAACUCGACAACGAAAACUAUCAAGCCCCCACACGGGACAACGGAUGUCUACUUUGGAGGCACAGGUAAUCUCUUGUUGAUCACUCCUACCUCUGUUGUAUUGUAUGAUAUCCAGGGAAAGAAGAAUCUUGCCGAACUUGCGGUCAACGGUGUCAAAUACGUUGUCUGGUCCUCUGACGGCCUUCACGUCGCUCUCCUGAGCAAGCACAACGUUACAAUUGCCAACAAGAACCUCGAGCAAGUCAGCACUUUGCACGAGACUAUCCGGAUCAAGAGCGCAACAUGGGACGACACCGGUGUGCUCCUCUACUCAACUCUCAACCACAUUAAGUACAGUUUGAUGAAUGGCGACAACGGUAUCGUUCGUACGCUAGAGCAUACCGUCUAUCUCGUCAGAGUGAAGGGCCGCAAUGUGUACUGCUUGGACCGAGCUGCCAAACCGAAGGUUUUGCAGAUUGACCCCACAGAGUACCGAUUCAAGCUUGCGUUGGUGAAGCGCAACUACGAUGAGAUGUUGAACAUCAUCAAGACCUCAAGCCUUGUUGGCCAGAGCAUCAUCUCCUACCUUCAGAAGAAGGGCUACCCAGAAAUCGCCCUUCAGUUCGUACAAGAUCCGCAAACACGUUUCGAACUUGCCAUUGAGUGCGGUAACUUGGAUGUCGCGGUAGAGAUGGCAAAGCAGCUUGAUCGUCCGAAAUUGUGGCAGCGUCUUAGCACCGAGGCUCUUGCACACGGAAACCAUCAGGUUGUGGAAAUGACUUACCAGAAGCUUCGCAAUUUCGAUAAGCUAUCCUUCCUGUAUCUCACUACUGGAGACCACGAGAAGCUUAAGCGCAUGGCCAAGAUUGCUGAACAUCGGGGUGAUGUCACAGCUCGUUUCCAAAAUGCUCUUUAUCUUGGAGAUAUCCAGAACCGAAUCGAAAUGUUCCAGGAGAUCGAUCUUUACCCGCUAGCAUAUGCAACCGCCAAAGCUCAUGGUCUUGAGGAACAAGCGCAAGGAAUACUCGAAGCCAGUGGCCUUACCGAGGACCAGAUCAAGGUUGCGCCUGUUGGACAGCCACUUGCACCACCAAAGCCGAUUGCUCCAACUUUCAGAGCCAACUGGCCCACUCGCGGCGCUUCCUCGACUGUGUUCGAGAAGGCACUGUUAGGCGAGGGCGAUGGCAUCGCUGCCGAAGAGCCAGCUGCCAAUGGUUUCGGAGACGAAGAUCUUCUAGGCGAUGCCGAGGCACCUGGAGCCACUGCUGGUGAUCUUGGAGGCGAAGAGGAUGAUGAUGUUGGAGGUUGGGACAUGGGAGACGAUGGUGAUGUUGAGGCUGAGGAAGAGUUCGUCGAAGUUGAGGGUGCCGAGACUGGGGCAGGAAGCAGCGAAGCCGAUCUAUGGGCACGGAACUCUCCUCUAGCAGCUGAUCAUGUCGCUGCCGGCUCCUUCGAAACUGCCAUGCAACUUCUCAACCGACAGAUCGGCGCCGUAAAUUUCGCACCACUUGAAGGCCGAUUCGAGGAAAUCUACCAGGCGACGCGUACUUUCCUACCUGCUACUCCCAACAUGCCCUCCCUGGUCAACUAUGUUCGCCGAACAGUUGACGAGACAGACUCCCGAAAGAUUCUGCCCAUUAUUCCACGAGAUUUGGAGUCGAUUUUGGCUACCGAACUUGCCACUGGCAAAGCAUCUAUGGUGAAGAACAAGCUUGAAGAUGGUGUCGUUAUCUUCAAGAAGCUGCUCCAGCUGCUCAUUGUGAACGUUGUCUCAUCGCAGGCUGAGCUGUCCGAGGCGAAGAAGGCUAUUCAUACAGCAGCUCAAUACACCCUUGCGAUGUCUAUCGAGCUUUCCCGACGACAGCUGGUGAAGGGCGCAACUGACAUCUCGGGUCUUCCGGAGGAUACUCGAAAGCGCGCCUUGGAAUUGUCCGCAUACUUCACCAUCCCCGAGCUGGAGGGACCACACAAAUCAUUGCCUCUCUCUGCCGCGAUGACUUUCGCAAACAAGAACAAGCAGCUGAACACUGCGCUCAACUUUGCGAACGCACUUCUUGACCGAACAGGAAACGCCAAACUCAAAGAGCAGGCGAAGAGGGUGAAGACUGUUGCCGAGAGGAAUCCUUCUGACCAGAUCGAGAUUGAUUUUGAUCAAUUCGCCGACUUUGAUAUUUGCGCUGCAUCCUUCACACCCAUUUAUAGUGGCAGCCCAUCUGUCGCCUGUCCAUAUGACGGAGUGAAGUACCACGGCAAGUACAAGGGCACAGUUUGCAAAGUUUGUGAGGUGUGUCAAUUAGGUGCGCCGGCUAGUGGACUCAGGUUGGUCGGUUAAGGGAGUGUUGAUCAUCUGGAUGUAUGAAGUGAUGCCAUUAUUCUACAGUUGGAAGCAUAGCGUGGCAAUAGCUGUCUGGUGGUACAAGCGAACGAUUAGACGCGAAAUGUAGACGGCCAGCGUCGAGUCAGAGUGGAGAAUUGCCAAGUCAUGAAGUAAUUCGAGGAUGAACUGUCAUAUAUGCGAAAAAAUUAAAAGAGGACUUUUAAACUUCAAUAUGGGCCAUGGACUCUUCCUAUCAGCAUCUGACUAUGUACAAAAGUUGUACCUGUUACUGUUGUGCAAACGUUCGCGACCGUAUAGUGUGACUUUGUGACAGGGGUCUUCAAUCUAUCCAUCAGCACUGGUAAUAUGAGUACCGCUUUGCCGACGCAAUAUACCUAAGGAAUUACUUCAGUCAACCGAUGUUGGCUCAAGCGAC
This is a messenger RNA of Aaosphaeria arxii CBS 175.79, 4251 nucleotides long. RefSeq names its product Coatomer, alpha subunit. NCBI's taxonomy places the organism in Eukaryota, Fungi, Ascomycota, Dothideomycetes, Pleosporales. Gene Ontology annotation, molecular function: structural molecule activity; protein binding. The transcript is spliced from 6 exons. Gene Ontology annotation, biological process: intra-Golgi vesicle-mediated transport; endoplasmic reticulum to Golgi vesicle-mediated transport; retrograde vesicle-mediated transport, Golgi to endoplasmic reticulum. Gene Ontology annotation, cellular component: COPI vesicle coat. The record is from RefSeq and is a predicted model, not a curated record. Bases 165 to 3830 code for a protein of 1221 amino acids.